CUUUUUUUUUAAUCUUCAAAUGCAACAAAAACAAAUAACAUAAAAAACCAUCUUAUAUCCUCCAUCCAAAAGAAUCAGAGAUGGGGGAUGUCACGGAGAGUGCAUACUGGUGUUACAUGUGCACUCAAAUGGUGAAUCCAAGAAUGGAAUCUGAGAUAAGAUGUCCACUUUGUGAGGGCGGUUUUGUGGAAGCAAUGAACAGCAGCGUGGAAGGCCGCCACCCCAUCAACAAUGAAACGUCUGUUGGGUCAGAUCGUGCUCUAUCUUUAUGGGCUCCAAUCUUACUUCGUAUAAUGGGCAGUGUUGGUUCUAGUUUUGGUUCUGGUUCUGGUUUUGGUCCUUCUCGUCCACGUAUCACUGGCAACGAUUCACAAAACGAGGCGGCUGAGCAAGAGAGGGAGUUUGAGUCCUUGUUUAGGAGGCCAAGAAGAAGCACCUCGGCUUCAUUCUUGCGUAUGCUUCAAGAUAUCCGUUCUGGUAUGGCUUCACAAACAAAUGAUUCUGAAAACCAUAGGGAGAGGAAUGGUAAUUUGAUUUUGGUUAAUCCUAUGAAUCAAGAGGCUCUUAUUAUACAAGGUCAGAAUGCAGCCACAUCUUUAGGUGACUUUCUUAUAGGACCUGGUCUGGAUUUGUUGCUUCAACAUUUGCUGGAGAAUGCUCCUAACAGAUAUGGAACCCUGCCGACUGAUAAAGAAACCAUUAAGGCAUUGCCAACAGUUGCAGUUGAUGAGGAUUUACAAUGUGCAGUGUGCUUAGAGGAUUUUGAUAUUGGAAGUGAAGCAAAGGAGAUGCCAUGUAAACAUAAGUUCCAUGGUGAUUGUAUUCUUCCAUGGCUGGAACUUCAUAGCACUUGCCCAGUUUGCAGGUUCCAAAUGCUAUCUGUUGAACUUGAAAUUGAAGGAAACAGGGCUGCAAAUCGAGAACAAAGAGUGGGAAAUGGGAGGAGGCAUUGGAUUCCAAUUCCGUUGCCUUCAGAUGGCUUGUUUUCUUUGUCAGGAUCUCGGAAUGGUGGAAGUUCUACUUCAGCACCAUCGACACCGCCACCAUUCCCUGGAACUGCUUCUCAUACAGACGAGAAUUGAUGAGUUUUCUAUGUAACUUAUUGUUGCCUCUUCUGAUUUUUUUAUAUAAAUUGUACAUAACUUUGUUUUAUAGAAAUCCAGUAAUUGUUCUUCCGA
Messenger RNA from Mangifera indica (mango), 1178 nucleotides. RefSeq names its product E3 ubiquitin-protein ligase SIRP1-like. Bases 81 to 1082 code for a protein of 333 amino acids. The transcript has 2 exons. Gene Ontology annotation, biological process: protein ubiquitination. Gene Ontology annotation, molecular function: ubiquitin protein ligase activity. Lineage: Eukaryota; Viridiplantae; Streptophyta; Magnoliopsida; Sapindales; Anacardiaceae. Gene Ontology annotation, cellular component: cytoplasm. The record is from RefSeq and is a predicted model, not a curated record.